Messenger RNA from Toxotes jaculatrix (banded archerfish), 3554 nucleotides. RefSeq names its product solute carrier family 5 member 6 (gene slc5a6b). The record is from RefSeq and is a predicted model, not a curated record. Gene Ontology annotation, molecular function: sodium-dependent multivitamin transmembrane transporter activity. Gene Ontology annotation, cellular component: membrane. NCBI's taxonomy places the organism in Eukaryota, Metazoa, Chordata, Actinopteri, Toxotidae. Gene Ontology annotation, biological process: pantothenate transmembrane transport; sodium ion transport; biotin transport. The transcript has 16 exons. The coding region runs from base 665 to 2533 and encodes 622 amino acids.
GAAAAUGUCAGACAAUAGUAAAAACUGCUUAUCAUUGUUUCCCCACAGCUGAAGGUCAUGUAGCAAGGAGGGCUUGCUGACUUCCUUGCUUUGUCCAAAUAACAAUGCAAAACCUGAACAUAUUUAGUUUACUUAGUGAUCUACUUGUCUUCAUUAAUAAUAGGAUUGAGUAAAAGAUUUUUAAUAUGGGCAAAGCCAAAAAUUAUAACUGCAUAAUCUGAGAGGGUUCAAAAACAAAUUAAGAUACCUCUCUCCGCCAUUGCUGGCAGUGCUUGUUGAAACUUCUAAUAUCUCUGACCCGCACAACCCACAGAGAUUGGUUGUUGCUGUUUGUCCUUUUUGGACUGUAUAACACAGUGGCAGCAGAAGGCAGAGCAGAAGGACAUGUCCCCUUUAAACCUCACGUUUCCAAAGCAGCACUCAGUAUUUUUGGAUCAGGAUAAUCAGGGGAAAGUUGACACAGAGGCUGUGUGAUCUCAAUUCGUCCACACCGAGUCCCACUUCGCAGACUGGAGGUUGUCUCAUGUUGCAAUGCCUUUCUGCAGCAAACAGGCUCCUGGACUCUCCUGACUGAUGGGUGUAGACAAAGACGUUUCCCAUCUGUCUGACUGUGCGACUGCAGGAGGAAGAAAGUUUCUCCAACCGCAGCCGGGAGACAAUCACGAUGGACCCGUCCAACCAGAAGCACUUCAUGAUUGUAGACUAUGUGAUAUUUGCCGCCUUGCUUGCCGCCUCAACGGGCAUCGGCCUGUACUACGCUCUGUCUGGCGGGCGUCAGCGCACUACGCAGGAGUUCUUGAUGGCGGACAGGAACAUGCACUCUCUUCCUGUUUCCCUGUCACUCAUCGCCUCAUUCCAGUCCGCUGUGGCGAUCAUAGGCGUACCGGCAGAGAUCUACACCCACGGUACUCAGUACUGGUUCAUUGGCUGUGCCUACGUUCUGGGCCUCCUCAUUCCAGCUCAUGUUUUCAUUCCAGUGUUGUACAGACUGCAAGUCUCCAGCGCUUACCAGUAUCUUGAACUGCGCUUCAGCAAAGCAGUGCGUAUCUGUGGAACCUUGACCUUCAUCUGCCAGAUGGUGAUCUAUAUGGGAGUUUGUGUGUAUGCUCCUGCCUUUGCACUAAAUGCAGUUACUGGAUUUGAAUUAUGGGGAACAGUGCUGGCCACUGGUCUGGUGUGCACAUUGUACACAACAAUAGGCGGUUUGAAGGCUGUCAUCUGGACAGACGUCUUUCAGACUGUUGUGAUGUUUGCAGGGCAGCUGGCUGUCAUCGUGGUGGGAGUGCAGCAGACUGGAGGAGUGCCUGAAGUUUGGAGGAAAGCCUGGGAGGGAAACCGCAUCUCUGGUCUCGACCUGAACCCAGAUCCUACAGAGAGACACACUUUCUGGACUCUGGGGGUUGGUGGGGUCUUCCUCAUGCUGUCCCUGUACGGAGUGAACCAGGCUCAGGUCCAAAGAUAUCUCAGCGCACGUACAGAGAAGGAAGCUGUGAGGUCUUGCUACAUGGUGUUUCCCUCCCUGCAGCUGGCUCUGGCUCUCAGCUGUGUGAUGGGACUGGUAAUGUUUGCUCGUUACUGCGGAGAGGAUUACUCUGACAAGCUGGGCACCUCGUCAGGGGAUGCCAUGGUGAUAUACUUUGUGAUGGAUAUGCUACAAGGUCUGCCUGGACUUCCUGGACUGUUUGUUGCUUGUUUAUUCAGUGCAGCUCUAAGCACCAUCUCCUCUGCCUUUAACUCUUUGGCCACUGUGACAAUUGAAGACCUGAUCAAACCACAUUUCCCCGACAUGACAGAGACCAGAGCAACCCUACUGUCCAAAGCCUUUGCUAUGUCCUAUGGGCUGCUGUGCCUGGCCAUGGCCUAUCUCACUCACCUAAUGCAGGAUUCAGUUCUACAGGUGGCUUUAAAAAUCUUCGGAAUGGUUGGUGGUCCUAUCCUCGGCCUGUUUUCUCUCGGGAUGUUCUUCCCCUGGGCCAACUCCACUGGAGCACUGGCAGGUCUUGGCACCGGUCUGGCUGUGGCUUUCUGGGUCGGCAUCGGGAGCAUCCUCACUCGUAGCUCCGGUGCGAGACCAGUGCCACCUGACUGCAGAGUCGACCUGCUGUCAAACAGCACAACUACUGCCAUUGAGACUGUACUCAGCAACGUCACUCUGAGCCAACCCUCUGGAUUGAAGAGAUUUUAUUCGUUGUCUUACAUGUGGUACAGUGCAUUUAACUGCCUCACAGUCAUUCUAAUUGGCCUGAUCAUCAGCUUUCUCACAGGCCCUAUGAAAGAGGAGGAUGUGACACCAGGUACAGUCUAUCCCUUGUUAGGGAAACUGCUCUGUUUUCUACCUGAUCACCUCAAAAGGAAGCUCUGUUGUGUGACUCCUCUGAGAAAGAGUCUCUCAUCACAACAAAGGCAGCAGCCACAGCACAUAGAAAGCAACGGACUGGCCUUUCAACAAGAGGUCGGACCAUCACAGGGAGAGAUGGACAAUUUGCUUUCUGAUGCUCACACACCUUUUGUGGAGCAAGAAACAUCUGUGUGAUAUCGCAUGUCAGACUAGAAAAUGGUUACAACUUUGUCUUUAGAGAAACAAUAUGCUUGUAUACGGUUAACUUUGCUUUGUGAUGGAUGUAAUUCAAAUUUGCACUGUCAAUUGCUGCUUCGAGAUCAAAGCUAAACAAUGUUCAGUCAGGUUUCCUCUUUUUUUAAGUUUACUUACACCUUCAUGUCUUCAAGAGAAGACUUCUGUGCAGCUGAGCCUAUCACUGGUUUACAGACAGUCACAUGUGAUUUACAUACAGUAGUGCCACUGAUGCAAAUUCAGUUGGGUACUUCCAUGUUAAAAUGCUGCAUGUGAAAAGUGAACUUUAGAGCAACUAAAAAGGUACGAAACAGUUCUGUGUACACUUUACAAUUGUUUAGCACUCGUGCACUUGUGUCAUACUCGUGGGAGAUCAUGGCUUCUCAUUUUUUUAUGAUCGUAUGACUGAAUUUUGGCUGCGAUGCAGCUGAAAUGCAGAACAGAAAAAAAAAUUUCUGAAAAAGAUUAAAGAUUUUGUAGUUAACCCUUUUCAUUGUUUUGUACCCUUAUUUAUUUAUUUAUUUAUUUAACUAACGACUUUAAACUAAAAGAAAUCAUAAUUGUUUGGUUUAAAAAAAACCUUAACUCAAGGUCCACUUGCAGAACUAGCUUGUUUCCUGAUUAAAGCUACUUCAGAAGCUUCAGCUAUGAUUUUCAUUUAUUUAUUUUUAUUUGAUCUUGGAAACUGUAGUUUCAAAGGUGAACUAUGAACUUUCUUGCGCAAUUAAUUUAUAGUUAUUGUUUUGGUACAUGCGUCGUCUAUUUAAAAGGAAAUUUAUUUACAUGUGCAUGUUUUCUAUUUGCUGUAAGACCUAAAUUUUGAUGAUAAAUUAAUGUACAUUAAGAUAUAGCAGAAUAACUCAUAAAAUGACUUAAGACAGAGGGUUUUUUUGUUUUGUUUUUUUAAUCAUGGUAUGUGGAGACAAACAAACAUGACACAUGACAUGCUGUCCCUAGUGUUAAUAAAUAUAAUUAGACUGAA